AUGGAGACUCGGAACGUGCCCCCCGGGCCUUAUCGGGCCACCAAGCUGUGGAAUGAAGUCACCACAUCUUUUCGAGCGGGAAUGCCUCUAAGGAAACACCGGCAGCAUUUUAAAAAAUACGUCAAUUGCUUUACUGCAGGAGAAGCAGUGGACCGGCUGUAUGAUCUGCUAAGAAAUAAUAGCAAUUUUGGUCCGGAGGUCACAAGACAACAGACUAUCCAGCUAUUGAGAAAAUUUCUUAAGAAUCAUGUCAUUGAAGAUAUCAAAGGCAAAUGGGGGUCUGAAAAUUUCGAUGACAACAAUCAGCUAUUCAGAUUUCCAGCAAAUUCUCCUCUUAAAACUCUUCCACGAAGACAUCCAGAGUUGAGAAAAAACAGCAUAGAAAACUUAUCCAAAGAUAGAGAAAGUAUUUUUAAAUUACGAAAUUUAUCUCGUAGAACUCCUAAAAGGCAUGGAUUACAGUUCUCCCAGGAAAAUAUUGAGAAAAUGACCCGUGAAGCAAUUAAAGAAGAUGAAGAAAACUUGGUUGACAAUAGAGAUAUAAGCCAGGAAGAUGUUGAAGAAGUGUGGAGAUAUGUUAUUUUGAUCUCCUUGCAAACCAUUUUAGGUGUGUCAUCUCUAGAAGAAGUAAUACAUCCCAAGCAAGUAAUUCCUCAGUAUGUCAUGUACAACAUGACCAAUACAAGUAAACAUGGAGUAGUCACAUUGCAAGACAAAUCAGAUGACCUUCCUCACUGGGUAUUAUCUGCCAUGAAGUGCCUCGCAAACUGGCCAAGAAACAAUGAUUUGAACAAUCCAACAUAUGCUGGAUUUGAGCGCGAUGUAUUUAAGACAAUUGCAGAUUAUUUUUUAGAUCUCCCUGAACCUUUACUUACUUUUGAAUUCUAUGAAUUAUUUGUGAACAUUUUGGUUGUUUGUGGCUACAGCGCAGGUUCAGAUAGACCCAGUGGGAUGCAUAAAACCCGAGAGGACCCACAGUCUGAAGCCACGCGCUUAAACACUUUGAAUUCCUUCAAAUCAACUGAGUGUCUUCUUCUCAGUCUCCUUCCUAAAGACAAAAGCAAAGAAGAAUCCCAGACUGCCGAGAAGCCACCGCUAAGUGAUAGAGGACGUCAGGAAAAAUGUGCUAAGAAAAUGCAGCUAGUUAAGCUAAGAAACAGAAGGGCCAGUGCUCACGACAUAGUGGGAGGAAGUUGUCAUAACUUAGUAGCUUUAAAUGCUAUGCAUGCUCUGUCUGCUAACAGCAAGCCCAAGAGUUGUUCUUUAGAAGGUAUUUUAGAGAUCGCAGGAAGUUCCAAUCAAGAGGCCACCAGCAUCUUUCACCAAUCUGUUCUAAGCAUAGGACAACACAAUAAACAGUUUGUAGAGUCGAAAGCCCAGCAAGAAUCCUUAAUGAAUCUUCAUUUGGAGGAAAGUAUCCCAAAGCCACUUGGUGUUGGUUUUAAAAGAACCUCUACUCUGACUGUUCGAGAUCAAGAGGAGUUAAGUAAUGGUGAAAGCAAGUCCAAACAGCUCUGUAGGUCUCAGAGUUUACUUUUCAAAAGUGGUUCAAGAAGGAAUAGUUGCAUCAAUAUGCCCGUGGCUGAAAUUAUCAUGAAACCAGACCAUGGAUGUGGCAGGACUCGCGUACAAACAGCCACGGAAAGCAAACUUGGAGAGUCUUGUCCCACAAUCAAUAAAAGACUCUGCAAAAGUGCCAUAGAACUUUCAGGAAACUCUUUGCCUCAAGCUUCUUCUAUGUUGACUGGCGCACAAAGUCUGCUACAACCUCAUUUAGAAAGGGUUGCUGUGGAUGCACUGCAGUUAUGUUGUUUGUUACUGCCCCCACCAAAUCGCAGAAAGCUUCAACUUUUAAUGCGCCUGAUUUCUCGAAUGAGUCAAAAUGUUGAUAUGCCUCAACUCCACGAUGUGAUGGGGAUGAGAUCGCUGAUGAUACACACUUUUUCUCGAUGUGUGCUAUGCUGUGCCGAAGAAGUAGAUCUUGAUGAGCUUCUGGCUGCAAGAUUAGUUUCUUUCUUAAUGGAUCAUCAAGAAAUUCUUCAAGUACCUUCUUAUUUACAGACUGUGGUGGAGAGGCAUCUCGACUACUUAAAAAGGGGCCAUAUUAGAGAUCCUGGAGAUGAGCUCAUUGCUCCUUUGCCAACUUACUCAUAUUGUAAGCAGAUCAGCACACAGGAGUUUGAAGAACAGAAAGUUUCCCUUUCACAAGCUGCAGUUUCAGAACUUUUGGAGAAUAUUAUUAAAAACAAGAGUUUACCUCCAAAAGAGAAAAAGAAAAAACUGAAACAGUUUCAGAAGGAAUAUCCCGUGAUAUAUCAGAAAAGAUUUCCAACCACAGAGAGUGAAGUAGAAAUCUUUGGUGAAAGACCUACAAUAAAGCAGCCAAUACUAAUUUUAAAAAAACCAAUGUUUCGUAGUCUGAGGUACUAA
This is a messenger RNA of Suncus etruscus (white-toothed pygmy shrew), 2430 nucleotides long. It is a transcript of the gene DEPDC1, whose product is annotated as DEP domain containing 1. The coding region runs from base 1 to 2430 and encodes 809 amino acids. The transcript is spliced from 12 exons. Gene Ontology annotation, cellular component: nucleus; transcription repressor complex. The record is from RefSeq and is a predicted model, not a curated record. Lineage: Eukaryota; Metazoa; Chordata; Mammalia; Eulipotyphla; Soricidae. Gene Ontology annotation, biological process: intracellular signal transduction.